UACCAUACGUUCCGUGCAGCGCGUACCCGGAUGCACAGGACUGACCACACCAUACCUCCACAGGAAGCUUUGGAGAAGGGGAGAUACCUCUGGGCUCCUCGCAAGGAAAGGAGCGACAAGAUGGACGAACGUGUCAUGGGUUUGGCGAGGAGGUUCUGGCACUCUGACGAUAUUUCUCGUGCGUCGGGAGACUCCGGGACGAAAGCUAUGUGGAGGCCGUCCAAGAAGGCAGGGGAGGAGUAUCACCCCCGUAGGCAGCUCAUGGUUGCGGGGGACCAAGUAUGGCGCAAGUUUCUGAAGUGGCCGGAGUACUUGGGGCUUAAGGCGGAGCUGCUGAGGGAAGACAGCAGCUUCACGGACCCUGGGCGGACGCUGUUCCUCUCGACGCGGUGUGGGUGUUUAGUGGAACCCAAGGUAUCGCAGUGUGCAUGCCAGAUCCACACGCAGCAGGGGCUGUACCUGAAGGCCUUCGAGAUGUUGAUGCCUGCAAUGCAUGCCAACUGUGACUGCACGUGCAAGUGGUGCGACGGGGGGAGUGGGUGUGGAAAGUGGAUGGCCAUGUGUAAAUAUCUGCAUAGCUUUUCAGAGGCUUUGGCUUGAAGGUAGACUUUCUUGAGGAGGACCGAGGGGGUAGGUUUGAGCACUGGGGGAGGAAGCCCUCAUGCGUUGCGAUAGAAUGCUCCGAAUGCGGGUUUGGCAACCCAGGUGGCAUCCCCAUGAACUGCGAUGCCCUGGGGUCUAUGGCGGACAGAGUAGUCGGGUGGCUUCGAUUCGAGGAUCAAGUCAUGGAGGAUGGGAAGGUGCACAAGAAGCAGCAGAUACCCCAGGCCGGAAAACUGGACGACCUGUGGAAGGAGUUUGUGGAGCACUCGAAGAAGUACAUUCAUCACCACGAGCUAGCAAAGUGGCAGCAAGCUGGUCCCCCUACCGGAUCAAGAGGUUGCACAUCAAGCUUCUUGGACACCGAGAGAUCCCUCGCCCGUUCGUAGAUUUGACGGGCAUCUCUGGGAGUUCCAAGCUGUACCAGUUCAUGGGAGCGGAGGUCCAGGAGGAGGAGAGCUCGGGCGUAGGCGUAGAGGUGCAGACAGAGAACGGGGUUCCCCUCGUAGGUGGCGAGAAAGAGGUUGUAGCUAACCCGCAGAGAUGGCAGGCGGACGAAUCAACCGUUCUGACGCUUCCGGCUGUCACGAAGCGAUACAAGCUACGCGUUCGCCAGGCGUCGUGCUACUGCUCGAAGUGUAGUGUUGGAGCUUACGACGACUGCGUCCCGGCCAAGAAGUACGCGGGGAUGGUGGGUAUGGUGAAGGCUGUGUCGGGCAAGCACAAGGUUACUCGGGCGUCUUGUGGUGUAGGGAAUUGAGGGGUGUCCGUGGUGCACGUCAUGUUCUCGUGUUUGGCUCCUUGUUCUCUUCCAUGUUCUUUUGUUUUUGG
Ectocarpus sp. CCAP 1310/34 is the source of this 1431-nucleotide messenger RNA. Lineage: Eukaryota; Phaeophyceae; Ectocarpales; Ectocarpaceae. The record is from the annotation of a GenBank genome assembly.